AUGGCAGAGCCACCGUCCUCGCCGCCCAACGAGGCAACCAGCCCUGAAGACCAACUGCGCUGGUACAAGUCCCAGUACGAAUCACUCGAGGAGGAGCUGGCCGAGUUCCGGGAGUCGAGUAAGGAGCUGGAAAAGGAGCUGGAAAAGGACAUCGAGCAGGCGGAAAAGAGGGAGCGCAAACUCCAAGAAAAGGCUGAGAGCCUCAAGUUUGAGGUCGAGGAAUGGAAGUCGAAAUACAACCAGGCAAAGAAGGAUGCGAACGCAGCCCAAAACACCCUGGAGAAAGAAAUCACAACAUUGCGCGACACCAACAGGACUCUGCAGCUGAAGUUGCGCGAUAUCGAGGUUGCCAACGAUGACUUUGAGCGGCAGGCCCGGAACACAAGCUCGUCCCUCGAGGACCUCGAGUCCAAGUUCAACAGCGCGAUCGAACGCAGCGUCAUGCUGGAGGAAGAAAUCAAGAUUGGCGAGCAAGAGCGUGAGACCUUGCGCAUCGAGGCGCAACGCUUGCGAGAGGAGCUGUCCGACCUCAAGAUUGAGGCCGAGCUGCUCCAAGACAAGAUUAAGAAGCAGGAAGCGCGCCACCUGUCUGCCAUCUCCACCGACCUCUCCAUUCUCUCAUCUCCGGCCUUCGACAAGACAUUGGAUGCCUCUCCUGGCUCCACGGCAAGUUCGCCUAUGGUGUCGACCCCACCCGAUGCCGAAGCCCUUCCCGUUGCCAAAAACUCUCAGAUCAGCGAGCCUCCGUCCCCGCCCAUGUCCGACGUCUCCUCAUCUGUACCGAAGAGAAUCGUAUCCAGAACGCCCCUCAAGACCCCGGCCAAAACUCCGGCAUCGGCGACGCGCAAGUCCCGCCUGCCCUCGACCGAACACAGCAUCACGCCAAAGCCCCGGUCGUUCACGGCGUCCAUCUCCAGUAGUCGUCUCUCUACCGGGGCGCCGACAAGAACACCCGCCCCUCGCACCGCUCCUCGCUCCAUCUCUACCCGUAUGCCCGCCAACAACUCUCUCAACCAUAUCCGGUCCCUCACGGCCCAGAUGCAGCGUCUGGAAGCACGUGUCCACAAUGUUCGAUCGAAGCUCCCUGCUCCUGUCACGACACCUCCUCGAGCCUCGCCCCGUUCCUCGGUACAAGGAGUCCACAGCGUGCCCUCGACGGUUACCAUCCGUUCUCGCAAGCGUCCCACGGGCUCCACCGCAUCGCGCGACGACACCACUCCAUCCAACUCCAACUUCUCAGCCAGCACAAGAUCCAAGCAUGUACCUCGUCUGAGCACGUCAGGUGUCAGCCGUCUGUCCUUUGGCCCACUGCCCAACCGGAACCCCGGGGCUGGAACUGGACACGAAAACGAGCCCACAAUGUCCCGGCCGAGCUCGCGGGCUAGUAUCUCGUCGUAUGCCCGGCCUUCGAGUCGCACGGAAAUGGCGCCUCCCCGACCUAUGAGCCGGACCAGCAUGUCUGGGACCCGGACGCCUUUAGGUCGCCCCCGCAGCUCUCUCGGAGGCAACCUCCAUGCGCGCUCCGCUAGCAUCAGUAGCCGCAUCGAUAUCGAAGAAGGCGACGAGACUGGCGAGUACAGAACACCCAGUAGGAGGGGAACCUUUUCUCGCCUGGAGGCGGAAACAGCCAUGAGCGGUAUUCCUCUGCCCACCAGCAGCAUUCCGAUGCCCAGCUCGCGACGUCAGAGCGGAAGCAGUGUCUCUGGGAGACGAAGUUCGAUGGGCCUGAGGAGUUCCAUAAUGGGUGGCGCUCAGGAACUAGUCGAAGAGGAGACGUAUUAG
Colletotrichum spaethianum is the source of this 1782-nucleotide messenger RNA. Its product is annotated as nuclear distribution protein nudE 1. Gene Ontology annotation, biological process: vesicle transport along microtubule; establishment of mitotic spindle orientation; chromosome segregation. Gene Ontology annotation, cellular component: centrosome; kinetochore; kinesin complex. The record is from RefSeq and is a predicted model, not a curated record. NCBI's taxonomy places the organism in Eukaryota, Fungi, Ascomycota, Sordariomycetes, Glomerellales, Glomerellaceae. The transcript has 2 exons. Gene Ontology annotation, molecular function: microtubule binding. The coding region runs from base 1 to 1782 and encodes 593 amino acids.